CCUCUCUGGACUUGCGGGAGUAACGUCUCGACGCUUUUCUGCUUUCGGCAUUUUCCUCACGAAGCAUAACGCAUGUGCACGAGGCCCUCGCAUUCGCAUCGUGACUCCAACACACACAGCUGAACACCAUCGCCGCUGCUGCUAUCCUUCACCACCCGCACCCCGCCUCCACCAAUCACCAUGCAGCUCCCCGGCCCAUCCCCACCCUCCUCAUCUAUACCACCAGUACCACCGCCGCCGCCAGCAGCCGCAUACAAUCCCGAACCGAUUCUUCUUCCCGCACUGAAGGUGGGUGCCGUGACUGGAUGUACCGGCGUUGUUUUCGGCGGCAUAGCUGCCGUUCUCCGCUCCACGCCCACCAUAGGCCUCUUCGCCGCCGGAACGGGAUUGAACUGCUUCGCACUCGGGUCAACGUAUUAUGCUGUACGCUUGACGUUAUUCCGCGCCCUACAUGAUCCCCGCGUCGACGGUGCGGCGGGCGCCCACCUGACACCGAAGGAAAAAGUCUAUGUCAGCGGUGCGGCCGGGGCCGUGACUGGGCUGACGCUCGGGCUUGUGCUACGAGGUCGCUCCAACGCGCUCCCCGGGGCAUUAGUAUGGGGGCUCGUCGGUCUCGGCGGCCAGUACGGCUACAAUAUCGCGGACGCGCGCCACACGGAGGAGGCGUUUGCGCCGCCGAAGGUCAAGGUCAAAACGAUCAGUCUGCUGGACCGCACGUUUAACUCACGCUGGAAUCCGAUCAAGAAGUUGAGUGAUCAGGAGUAUGCUGCCAUGCUCGAUGGGAAGCUACUGGCCGUGGAGGCGGAGCUCGCCAUUACGAAUGAGGAGAUCGUGGCGGUUGAGGAGAAGAUACGACUGCAGCAGCAGCAGGAGCCGAGGAAGACGUAGUAAUGCUGGUUGAUUCGGACAGGCUUGGGGCAGGUGAAUGGGCUCGCUGGAUGCUGGAUGGCUAGAUCACGGGUUGCAGGCAGGUGUACAUAAUAGAGUGCCCAUGUCCGCCAUUUUAUCUACAUGAACAUUGAACAUUGGACACAUUCAUGGCCACCUGUGAGGCUGUGAUACAUGGCACGGCACACAUAGUACCCAUGACCUGCACCUGUUUGCCUGUUUGCCUGUUUGCCUGUUUGCCUGUUUGCCUGUUUGCCUGU
Molecule: messenger RNA, 1148 nt
Organism: Tricharina praecox
Lineage: Eukaryota; Fungi; Ascomycota; Pezizomycetes; Pezizales; Pyronemataceae
Exons: 4
Coding region: 181-888 (235 amino acids)
Source: RefSeq, a predicted model, not a curated record